AUGAGCUUCCUACUGCCCAAGCUGACCAGCAAGAAAGAAGUAGACCAGGCAAUCAAAAGUACUGCAGAGAAGGUGUUGGUUCUCAGGUUUGGGAGAGAUGAGGAUCCUGUCUGCCUGCAGCUAGAUGAUAUUCUUUCCAAGACCUCGUCUGACCUGAGUAAAAUGGCUACAAUAUACCUGGUAGAUGUGGAUCAGACUCCAGUUUACACCCAGUAUUUUGACAUCAGUUAUAUUCCAUCUACUAUAUUUUUCUUCAAUGGGCAGCAUAUGAAAGUGGAUUAUGGGUCCCCAGAUCACACUAAGUUUGUGGGAAGUUUCAAAACCAAACAAGACUUCAUAGAUUUGAUUGAAGUAAUCUAUCGAGGCGCAAUGAGGGGAAAACUUAUUGUCCAAAGCCCUAUUGAUCCUAAAAAUAUCCCCAAAUAUGACCUUCUCUAUCAAGACAUUUAG
Molecule: messenger RNA, 450 nt
Organism: Orycteropus afer afer
Lineage: Eukaryota; Metazoa; Chordata; Mammalia; Tubulidentata; Orycteropodidae
Gene: TXNL4B
Product: thioredoxin like 4B
Exons: 3
Coding region: 1-450 (149 amino acids)
Biological process (GO): mRNA splicing, via spliceosome
Cellular component (GO): spliceosomal complex; U5 snRNP; U4/U6 x U5 tri-snRNP complex
Source: RefSeq, a predicted model, not a curated record